ACCAAAGCGCUGCACUCAGCUCUCGCCGCCGCCCAGCCUCUCCUCGCAUGUCGCCUAUCUCCUUGCAGGGUAAUCGGGAAAGAGAAGAAGUGGUCCAGAGCCGGAGAGUAGAAAGGGCGAGUCUUUCUGGCUUUUCUCCUGUCUUGCUCCUUUUGCCCCUCUCCUUCCCACUUCUGUGAAAGCGAGUGUGAGAGCCAUGGGGCGAAGAGCCUGGACUCUGCAGUGUACUGCUUUCGCUCUCUUUUGCGCUUGGUGUGCAUUGAACAGUGUAAAAGCGAAGAGGCAGUUUGUGAACGAAUGGGCAGCGGAGAUCCCCGGGGGACCAGAGGCUGCUUUGGCCAUAGCCGAAGAGCUGGGCUAUGACCUUUUGGGUCAGAUUGGAUCUCUUGAAAAUCACUACUUAUUCAAGCAUAAAAACCAUCCCCGAAGGUCUCGAAGGAGUGCCCUUCAUAUCACUAAGAGAUUGUCUGAUGAUGAUCGUGUGAUAUGGGCUGAACAGCAGUAUGAAAAAGACAGAAGUAAACGUUCACUUCCUAGAGACUCAGCACUAAAUCUCUUCAACGAUCCAAUGUGGAAUCAGCAGUGGUACUUGCAAGAUACUAGGAUGACUGCUUCUCUGCCCAAACUGGAUCUCCAUGUGAUACCUGUUUGGCAAAAAGGCAUCACAGGCAAAGGAGUUGUUAUCACUGUACUGGAUGAUGGCUUGGAGUGGAAUCACACGGACAUCCAUGCCAAUUAUGAUCCAGAGGCUAGCUAUGAUUUUAACAAUAAUGACCAUGAUCCAUUUCCCCGAUAUGAUCCCACAAAUGAAAACAAACAUGGGACCAGAUGUGCAGGAGAAAUUGCCAUGCAAGCAAAUAAUCUCAAGUGUGGGGUAGGAGUGGCAUACAAUUCCAAAGUUGGAGGCAUAAGAAUGCUAGAUGGCAUCGUGACCGAUGCUAUUGAAGCAAGUUCAAUUGGAUUCAAUCCCGGACAUGUGGAUAUUUACAGUGCGAGCUGGGGCCCUAAUGAUGACGGAAAAACUGUGGAGGGGCCUGGCCGACUAGCCCAGAAGGCUUUUGAAUAUGGUGUUAAACAGGGGAGGCAAGGAAAGGGUUCCAUCUUCGUCUGGGCUUCCGGGAAUGGGGGGCGUCAGGGAGAUAACUGUGACUGCGAUGGGUACACGGACAGCAUCUACACCAUCUCCAUCAGCAGUGCCUCGCAGCAGGGCCUGUCCCCCUGGUAUGCUGAGAAGUGCUCCUCCACUCUGGCCACCUCAUACAGCAGUGGGGAUUACAUGGACCAGCGAAUCACGAGCGCUGACCUGCACAAUGACUGCACAGAGACCCACACGGGCACCUCGGCCUCGGCACCCCUGGCUGCUGGCAUCUUUGCUCUGGCCCUGGAAGCAAAUCCAAAUCUCACCUGGCGAGAUAUGCAGCACUUGGUUGUAUGGACCUCUGAAUAUGACCCACUAGCCAAUAACCCUGGAUGGAAAAAGAAUGGAGCAGGCUUGAUGGUAAAUAGUCGAUUUGGAUUCGGGUUGCUGAAUGCCAAAGCUCUAGUGGAUUUAGCUGAUCCUAGAACCUGGAACAGUGUGCCUGAGAAGAAAGUCUGUGUUGUAAAGGACAAUGACUUUCAGCCCAGAGCGCUGAGAGCUAAUGAAGAAGUUAUCAUUGAAAUUCCAACAAGAGCUUGUGAAGGACAAGAAAAUGCUAUCGUGUCGCUGGAACACGUACAGUUCGAAGGAACAAUUGAAUAUUCCCGAAGAGGAGAUCUUCAUGUCACUCUCACUUCUGCUGCUGGAACCAACACCAUUCUGUUGGCUGAAAGAGAGCGGGAUACAUCUCCCAAUGGCUUUAAAAAUUGGGACUUCAUGUCUGUUCACACGUGGGGAGAAAAUCCAGUAGGCACCUGGACUUUGCAAAUUACAGACAUGUCUGGAAGGAUACAAAAUGAAGGAAGAAUUGUGAACUGGAAACUGAUUUUGCAUGGGACCUCUUCUCAGCCAGAACACAUGAAACAGCCACGUGUGUACACGUCUUACAACACCGUGCAGAAUGACAGAAGAGGGGUAGAGAAGAUGGUGGGUUUGGCGGUGGAUCAGCCCACAGAAGAGAGUCUGAAUGAGAAACCCCUGACUACAGAAAACCUCAGUGGCAGCAGUGUGGAAAACAAAAGGGAUAAGCUGGUGGAGGGAGCUUCAUCUGAGGCCAUGCUGCAACUCCUAGAGAGUGCUUUCAGCAAAAACUCACCCCCAAAGCAAUCACCAAAGAAGACCCCAAGUACAAAGCUCAACAUCCCUUAUUUCUAUGAAGCCCUGGAAAGGCUGAACAAACCUUCCCAGCUUAAAGAGGCUGAGGACAGUCUGUAUAACAACUAUCUCGAUGGUUUCUAUAACACAAAACCUUACAAGCACAGAGACGACCGGCUGCUGCAAGCUCUAAUGGACAUUCUGAGAGAGGAAAAUUAAAAUAAUUCUGUGGUCCUGAGUUGGAAAUAUUCAUGCUUUUUCCUUCCCCUUAGAUUCUGCCUGUGUC
Molecule: messenger RNA, 2519 nt
Organism: Pteropus alecto (black flying fox)
Lineage: Eukaryota; Metazoa; Chordata; Mammalia; Chiroptera; Pteropodidae
Gene: PCSK1
Product: proprotein convertase subtilisin/kexin type 1
Exons: 14
Coding region: 197-2452 (751 amino acids)
Biological process (GO): protein processing
Cellular component (GO): Golgi membrane; trans-Golgi network
Molecular function (GO): serine-type endopeptidase activity
Source: RefSeq, a predicted model, not a curated record